CUGUUAGGAGUACUCCCUACUUGGCAACAGGUUCAGUGAACUAAAAUGCCAGUUAUGAAUGAGAUGGGGCCCAGUCUGGGGGACAAGUGAUGGCUUUUGUUGUGCGGUCGACAAACAAAAGUGCAAAUUGUUUGGGCCUGCGGCAGAGUGAAAACCCAAGCGACGCACCCCACAUAUUUUCGGAGGCAAACAGCAGUUCGAACUGCGAAGUGAACCGCAACGAGUUAGUUGCGUUUCAGAGCGCUUUAACAGCGGACGGACACAUCGGACACAUGGCCCUCAAGGAGCUACCACCAGCAAUUAUUGCGUUCGUGCUGAGUCUCGUCUGUGGGGGACUCCAGGCAGCCGUGCACGAUGAGCUGCCCCAGUGCGGGCUCCAUGGCAUCUACAGGCAGCGGCAGAGCCUCAUCGAGUCGCCCAACUAUCCGGACAACUAUCCGGUGAACACCUGCUGGGAUUACGUGAUACGCUCGCCCUACCGCUGCCCCACCAAGUUCCACAUCCAAUUCCUCGACUUUAAGCUAGAACUCUCGGAGAAGUGCAGCCGGGAUUACCUGGCCAUUGGCCUGGAGAACGACGGCGAGGACAUGGAUGUGCUCUGCGGUCAGGUGCUGGGCAUCAAGAAGUAUCACACACCCGACGGCGUCCUGCGGUUGCGCUUCCUCAGCGACGAGUCGCCAUGGACUACAGGAGGAGGCUUCCGACUGCUGGUCACACGUUUGGCCUGUGAGAGAGAGGACCUGGCCGCCCGGGGCUUGGAUGCCGACGACGAGGACGGUGUGGAUGUGGGUGAUGAUGACACGGUGCAAGUGAAUGCCAAACUGCCGUCCAAGAAGCAACAUCAUCAUCACCAUCUUCUGCAGCCGCAGCAGCCGCAACAGCAGCUGCCAUUGAACUUUACCCAGCAAAGUCCUUGGGGAUUCAACGUGGGCUGGCCUGCUUCUGUGCCGCCUCCACUCUAUCCCCAAGGAGGACCACCUGGAGGCUUCUACCUGCCUCCUUCAGGACUGCCACCUCAGCACUCACCGCCCUGUGUGCCACAACAGCAGAAGGAGCAACUGUUGCAACAACAGCAGCAAUUUCUACAGCAGCAGCAGCAGCAAUACCUACAGCAGCAACAACUUUUGCAGCAGAAUCCCUUACAACAGCAGAACCUUCUACAGCAGCAGCAACUGCAGCAACAGCGACAGCUGCAACAAUUGCAACAGCAGCAGCAACUUCUGCAACAGAAUCCACUGCAACAGCAGCAGCAGCAGCAACAAUUGCAACAGCAGCAGCAACAAUUGCCGCUAAUCUCUGACCAGUAUCAAACAAGUGCCUUCCAGCCUCAGGCGGUGACCCUCAAGGACUACGACUCCCAGGGUCUGCAGCAGUUUGGUGGAUCGCUGGAUCUGUGCUGUUCCAGUAGCUUCAAUCAGAAUCACUUCUAUCUGUCGAGUCCUGGCUUCCCAAGGACUGUCCUGAACGCCUUGCUGCCCAAUCAACAGAGAGAUUGCGUAUUCUACAUCGAGAAGAGUUCCCCGAACGUCUGCCGUCUGAGGAUUCAGUUCAAGUUCUUUGAUUUUGGCCAGAAUUCAGGAGGAAUAGGAAACGGAAUUGCUGGAGGCCUGGGUGGAGCAGGCAUCGGUGGCGGAUUGGGAGGAGGCUUUGGAGGAGGCGGUUUCAGUGGAGGCUUGGGUGGACAACAAUCCUGCACUGGCGACUUCUUGGAACUGGAUGGUCAACGGUAUUGCGGCUGUCGUUCCGGCUACGUCCACAAAUCCCACUGGGGCCAGGGCCGCAAGGCAUUGCGCAUGCGGAUGGGCCAGUCGGGCAGCACAACUUCCAAUGGCUUCCUGCUGGAGAUAUACCAGGACCAGGACUCCGAUGGCUGCCGUCAGGAUCCCGGAGCUGGCUUAGGACUGGGCUUGGGCGUGGGUCUGCAACAGCAGCCGCAGCAGCAACAGCAACCGCAGGCAGGCCUGGGUCUAGGUCUAGGCCUCUGGCCCCAAGGGGGAUAUCCUUCGCUGCAGCAGCCACUGCACUCUCAGAUCUGGCCCAUGCAAGGAGGCUACCCGGGAUACUUGAAUCCAGGCUAUCCACUGCCAUUUGCUGCCUCUCCAUAUCGUCAAAGCAGACGCGUGUCCUGGGCUCGGGGCUUGGAUGAACAUCAGCCUUCGCGGGUGGUCGAAACCAACUCCACGCGUAAGGAGUUCUACUACUUUGAUGGCGACGAGGCUUUUGCCCGCUCUGCCUUGGACGACGAAGAGGACAAACUUCCUGUUGGAGUGCAAGUACAGCCACAGGCGCUAUCCCAGACCCAGACACAGCCUCAAUCCCAGCUGGCCACGAAGGCCUUUGAGCAGAGCAGCUGCACAUUCGACUACAUGGAGGUCCUGAAGCUAUCCGUGGACACACUCUGGCUGACGAAACCGCUGUGCUUUUCCCCGCUGAGGAGCUGGUUCCCCAAUAUCUUUGGCUAGGCGGAGCGGAGUAUUUAAUGUAGUUGAAUAUUGUUUCAUCAAGUAGAUGACGCGGCUUUGUGUGUUCUAUCCCCUAAUCUGCGAUCUUAGCUCUCUGUAUCUGUAUCUUUGUAUCUCCACGAGGCAAUUGUGUUGACGUCAUACCAAAUGCAUGAAAUAUA
This is a messenger RNA of Drosophila persimilis, 2623 nucleotides long. RefSeq lists its product as uncharacterized. Gene Ontology annotation, molecular function: serine-type endopeptidase activity. The record is from RefSeq and is a predicted model, not a curated record. NCBI's taxonomy places the organism in Eukaryota, Metazoa, Arthropoda, Insecta, Diptera, Drosophilidae. The transcript has a single exon. Bases 90 to 2462 code for a protein of 790 amino acids.